This is a messenger RNA of Corylus avellana, 4057 nucleotides long. RefSeq names its product cysteine-rich receptor-like protein kinase 26. Gene Ontology annotation, molecular function: protein serine/threonine kinase activity; ATP binding. Lineage: Eukaryota; Viridiplantae; Streptophyta; Magnoliopsida; Fagales; Betulaceae. The record is from RefSeq and is a predicted model, not a curated record. Gene Ontology annotation, cellular component: plasma membrane. Gene Ontology annotation, biological process: protein phosphorylation.
AUGUGUUGUUCAAGACUAGUUUUAUCUUUCUGCUUCAUUCUCUUCCAUGCUGUUGCUCUCACGUUUGCCCAAGACCCUUACUUCUGCUUUGAGACUGGUAACUACACCACUAACAGUACGUACAAGGCAAACCUCAACACCCUCCUGGCCUCCAUGUCUUCCAACACCGAAAUAGAUUACGGGUUUUACAAUUUCUCCGCCGGAGAAGACCCUGACAAAGUCAACGCCAUUGCACUUUGUAGAGGAGACAUCUCUACGGAAGAAUGCCGAAGUUGUGUGAACAAGUCAAGUCACGAUCUCUUACAGUAUUGUCCCAACCAGAAGGAGGCAAUCAUAUGGUACACAACAUGUAUGGUGAGAUAUUCGAACAAACUCAUAUUUGGUGUUAUGGAAGAUAGCCCUCUAUCUGCCUAUUACAACACAAAGAACGUGUCCGACGUAGAAGGGUUCAACAAGGUGCUAAAACCCUUGUUAGAUAGGCUAAGAAUCCGCGCUGCAUCAGGAAGCUCUACUCUCAAGUUUGCUGUGGGAAGCGCCGCUGCCCCAGAUUUUGAAACAAUACGUGCACUUUUGAUGUGCACUCCUGAUUUGGACGAGCUGGAAUGCAGCAACUGCCUGAGGAAGGCUGCGGAAUAUAUUCCACACUGUUGUGAUGGAAAGCAGGGAGGGAGAUAUAUAGCACCCAGCUGUGAUUUAAGGUACGAGGUAUACAGUUUCUAUGACCCUGCAGCUGAGACGACAUCUUCAGAAGGUAUAGUACUAUUCAUGCUUCACGCCUUAGAAAAAAAGCUAUCUUAUUUGUUUCCAGUCGUUGUGAUGUUUGCAGGAAAGGAACGUCACUCAUCUAAAACUGCAGUCAUUAUUGCUGUGCCUACUGUUGUUCCUGUUUUACUAAUCAUUUGUAUCUACACCUUCUAUUUAAGAGUGAGAAAGCCAAGGGAGAAAGAUGAACCAGUGGAUGAAAUAUUGAGUAGUGCUGAAUCAUUGCAAAUCGAGUUCAACAUGAUUAAAGUUGCUACGGAGAACUUUUCUACUGCAAAUAAGCUUGGAGAAGGUGGAUUUGGUGUUGUUUACAAGGGUAGAUUUACAAAUGGACAAGAAAUAGCUGUGAAAAGAUUAUCUAGCAGAUCAGGGCAAGGAGAUCUAGAAUUUAUGAAUGAAGUCCAAUUAGUGGUUAGGCUUCAGCACCGAAAUCUGGUAAAGCUCUUAGGGUUUUGCUUGAAAGGAAAUGAGAGGCUUUUGGUCUAUGAGUUUGUACCUAAUGCAAGCCUUGAUCACUUCAUAUUUGAUCCAAUCAAGCGUGCGCAAUUGACUUGGGAUAUGCGGUACAAAAUUAUAGAAGGAAUUGCUCGAGGGCUUCUUUAUCUUCAUGAAGAUUCUCAAUUUUGUAUUAUUCAUCGGGAUCUCAAAGCUAGCAAUAUUCUGUUAGAUGCAAAUAUGAAUCCUAAGAUUUCCGAUUUUGGCACAGCAAGAUUGUUAGAUCAAACUCAAGACAAUACAAAGAAAAUUAUUGGAACCUAUGGAUACAUGGCUCCGGAAUAUGCAAUGCGUGGAUACUUUUCAAUAAAGUCCGAUGUAUUUAGUUUCGGGGUUUUAGUUCUGGAGAUAAUAAGUGGGCAAAAAAAUAGUUCUUUUGCUAAAGGAGAAAAUGUAGAAGGCCUUCUAAGCAAUGCAUGGAAACAUUGGAGGGAGGGGACAGUUUCAAAUCUUGUAGAUCCUACAAUGAGCUCCAAUUCAACAGCUGAAAUAAUGAAAUGCAUCCACAUUGGGUUACUAUGUGUUCAAGAAAAUGUUGCUGAGAGACCAACAAUUGCUUCAGUCGUUCUCAUGCUUAGUAGCUACUCUAUCACUCUAUCAGUCCCAACAAAACCUGCAUUUCUCAUGUACAGUAGCACUAGACCAGACAUGUCAUCCCAAUCACAAAAUAGCUUAGAGCAUAGAAUAAAAUCUUCCAAUGUCACAGAAAACACAAGGGCACUGAGAAUGGGGUCUUCAUCAAGACUACUCUCUUUCUUCUUCUAUGGCUUCCUCAUACAUCUUGUUAAUCCCGCCAUUGCGCAGCGAGAUCCCUACGUGCUUCACGAAUGUUCUACAAAUGGUAAUGUUAGCAGUAACAGUGCCUACAGGGCAAACCUCAACACCCUCCUUUCCAACCUCUCUUCUAAAAGCCAAAUCGAUAAUGGGUUCUACAAUUACUCUGCCGGAGAGAACUCCGACAAAGUUAACGCAAUCGCACUCUGCAGAGGAGACCUCACGGCAACUGACUGCCGGAGUUGUGUCAAUAUGUCUGCUCACGAGCUCUUAGUGUUAUGUCCGAACGAGAAGGAGGGCAUCAUGUGGUAUAUGAACUGCACAGUGCGAUACGCGAACAACUCCAUAUUUGGUGUUAUGGAAAUUGAGCCUAUGACUUCUCUAAUGAGCGUAGCAAAUGUCUCGGAGAAGAGUGGGACGUACAAACAAGUGCUUGCGGGCUUGCUGGAUGGCCUAAGAAGUAAAGCUGCAUCUGGUGAUUCCCUUCGAAAGCUUGCGAUUGGAGCUGCCAACUCCACAUACUUCAAUCUAUAUGCACUUUUGCAGUGCACUCCUGACUUGGAUGAGCAAGAAUGCAGCAAUUGCCUUAAUCAGACUAUCCGGUAUCUUCCAGAAUGUUGUGGCGAUACGACAGGAGCGAGAGUUCUUACACCCAGCUGUAACUUAAGGUAUGAGGACUACAGAUUCUAUGACAAUACUACCGCUGAACUGCCAUCAUCAUCCUAUCUUCCUCCUCCUCCUCCUGCAGCAGCUGAAGGAAAGAAGAGUAACUCAUCUCAAACUAUCAUUAUAGUUGUGGCGGUUGUUGUUUUUGUGGUCUUAAUAAUCUGCACCUGCGUCUGUUUCUAUUUAAGAGUGAAAAAGCGAAGGAAGAAAGUUGAAACUGUGGAUGGAAUUGUUAGUGGUGAAUCAUUGCAAUUCGACUUUGCUACAAUUAGAGUUGCUACAGAGAAUUUUUCAGAAGAAAAUAAGCUUGGGCAAGGUGGAUUUGGUGCAGUUUACAAGGGUAUGCUCUCGAAUGGACAAGAAAUAGCGGUGAAAAGGUUGUCUAUGGGUUCUGGACAAGGUGAUCAAGAAUUUAAGAAUGAGGUCUUGCUAGUGGCUAAGCUUCAACACCGUAAUUUAGUUAGGCUCUUAGGUUUUUGCUUGGAAGGAAACGAAAGGCUUCUCAUCUAUGAGCUCAUGCCUAAUGCAAGCCUUGAUCGCUUUCUAUUUGAUCCAAUCAAACGUUUGCAUUUGGAUUGGGAGAGGCGUUACAAAAUCAUAGAUGGCAUUGCUCGAGGGCUUCUUUAUCUUCACGAAGAUUCUCAAUUUCGUAUUAUUCAUCGUGAUCUCAAAACUAGUAACAUUCUACUAGAUUCAGAGAUGAAUCCCAAAAUUGCAGAUUUUGGCAUGGCGAGAUUGUUUGUACUAGAUCAAACUCAUGCAAAUACAAGAAGAAUCGUUGGAACUUAUGGAUAUAUGGCUCCAGAAUAUGCAAUGCAUGGACACUUCUCUGUAAAAACUGAUGUCUUUAGUUUCGGUGUAUUAGUUCUGGAGAUGGCGUCUGGGCAGAAAAAUAGUUAUUUCCGCAUAGGGGAAAAUUUAGAAGAUCUUCUUAGCUAUGCAUGGCGAAAUUGGAGGGAAGGAACAGCAUCCAACCUUAUCGAUCCCACAUUGAGAGCUAGCUCAACAUCUGAAAUAAUGCGAUGCAUCCACAUAGGCUUGCUAUGUGUUCAAGAAAAUGUAGCUGAUAGACCGACUAUGGCUUCAAUUGUUCUCAUGUUUAACAGUAACUCUAUCACUUUAUCGGUGCCUUCUCGGCCUGCAUUUUUUAUGCACACCACCGCCGAAUCAGAUGUGUCAUCUGACCAAUCCUUCCAAGCGUCAACAAAUGAGGCUACGAUCAGUGAGUUAUAUCCUCGAUAGUGUUUGAUGGAAGUAAUAAGAAUUCUUCAUUCAAGUCUUUGGAAAGGCCAUGUAAUUUCAGUUCACUUAAUGUAAGCUCCAUUUGGUUUACGGAAUGGGUAUUCCAUUAAAAAAUGAA